Messenger RNA from Linum tenue, 3357 nucleotides. The record is from the annotation of a GenBank genome assembly. Lineage: Eukaryota; Viridiplantae; Streptophyta; Magnoliopsida; Malpighiales; Linaceae.
AAAAAAAGGAAAAAAGGGGAGACCUAUAGACCUGGGUUGGGUGACUACUUCAACGGCCACCGUCUCCCUUUCUCUCUCCUUUCUUCGUCUCCUCUCUUCUUUCUCUCUCUGCCGCUCUGAAUUUCACCUGAGAUCAACCCAAAGCACCUGUGAUCAAUUACCCAAUUGAAAAUUUGAGAACUUUCCGACGACCAAUCUACAGGGUCCGGUUUGUUUUCAUCAGUUUGUGUAAUUCCAUUGAUCAAAUUCCGUCGUAAACCAUUGGCAGAGGGAGAAAAUUACAGGCAGGGGGAAAAAAGGUUUGCUUUGUUUGUAAGAAUCCUGACGUCCGAAGACGAAAAAUAGGAAGAACAAGAAGAAGAGAAGCUGCAUUGAACUCUCCGUCCUCAACAUUCUCUGUUUUGGAUUUUUUUUCUCAGGUAAUUAAGUAAGCUGGAGAAGGGGAGACGAGGGUUAUAGAGAGAGAACAAAGGGGAGAGAGAGACGGAGGAAGAGGAAGAGCAGGUGGUACCUUUGAAGAAUUCAUUAAUGGCAGCAGGGGAUCUGGGCUGAUUCAUCAAGAACCAGAGCUUUUUUACUACUUCAGGACCUGAAGCUCUUCUGAAUCCUUGUUCUGAGAUCUCUCUAAACUUUGAAGCAAACCCUCUUUGCUUCUUUGUUUAGAGAGGGCAAAUAGAGACAGAGAGAUCAGCAAAAGAAGCUCCAGUUGAUAAAAAAAGGAAAUGGAGCAGUUCAGACACGUAGGGGAAGUCCUGGGAAGCUUGAAAGCACUAAUGGUGCUCCAAGACGACAUUCAAAUCAACCCACGCCAGUGCGUUCUCCUGCACCAGAUGUUCACCUCGGCAUUCGACACGAUAGCCGAGGAGAUCAGGCACAACCUCACCCUGGAAGAGAAGAACACGAAGUGGAAGCCAUUGGAGGAGCCGUUGAGGGAGCUUCACAGGGUGUUCAAAGAAGGAGAGCUCUACGUCCGCCAUUGUAUGGACAACAGCAAGGACUGGUGGGGGAAAUCCCUCUCCCUCCACCAAAACAAAGACUCCGUCGAGUUCCACAUCCACAACCUGCUCACCUGCUUCCACGCUGUCGUCGAGGCCAUAGAGAGUGCAGGAGAGAUCUCUGGCCUCGACGAGGCAGACAUGAAGAGGAAAAGAGUGAUGCUUUCGAAAAAAUACGAUCGAAGCUGGUAUGACCCCAAGCUGUUCCAGUGGAGGUUCGGGAGGCAGUACUUGAUCCCAAGAGAGAUAUGCUGCCAGUUCAAAGCUGCCCUGAGGGAAGACAAAUGGCAUCUCAUCGAGAAGCUGAAGGAGAAGAAAGCAUCAGGCUUGAUCUCAAAGAAUGAGCAUCGCAUUGCUGAUCUGCUGCUGAAGAAGCUCAACAGCGUCGAGAAAGUUAACGGGAAACUCCCACCUAGCUCGAUUUUAUUGGGAGCUGAAGAUUACAAAGUGAGGAGAAGACUAGGGGAAGGAAGCCAGUACAAGGAGAUCCAAUGGCUAGGGGAAGGAUUUGCAAUGAGACAUGUGUUCCACGAGAUUGAGCCGUUGAGCUCUGAGAUAUAUGAUCUAAUGUCGUUGGCUCAUCCCAACAUAGUCCAGUACUUCUGUGGAUUCUAUGACGAGGACAAAAAGGAAUGCUUUUUAGUAAUGGAGUUGAUGAGCAAGGAUUUGUAUUCUUACAUGAAGGAGAACAGCAGUCCGAGGAAAAGGGUUCUUUUGCCUCUCCCCAUUGUUGUGGAUAUCAUGCUUCAGGUAGCUAGAGGGAUGGAGUAUCUCCAUUCGAAGAAGAUCUACCAUGGAGAUUUGAACAUCACCAACAUAUUGCUCAAGCCAAGGAAAUCCACAGAGGGUUAUUUCUUCGUCAAAGUUUCAGGCUUUGGACUCGCGAGAGUUGAAAGUCAACCUCUGAGGCAUGCUUCUUCGAGCUCAGAUGCAAUCGAUCCGGCAAUCUGGUAUGCGCCGGAGGUGCUAGCGGAACAAGAGGCUGCAGCUGCUGGUGGUGGGAAUAAUUCAAGGUCGAAUAGCAAGUACACGGAGAAGGCCGAUGUCUACAGCUUUGGAAUGCUGAGUUUCUGCCUGUUAUCGGGGAAGCUUCCAUUUGAGGACGGGCAUCUCCAUGGUGAUCAGAUGAUCAAGAACAUUCGAGCUGGGGAGAGACCGUUAUUCCCAUUUCAAUCACCUAAAUACCUUGUGAACAUGACGAAGAAGUGCUGGCAUAAGGAUCCAAGCUGCAGGCCGAGCUUCUCCUCGAUUUGUAGGGUUCUUAGAUACGUGAAGAAGUUCCUGGUGAUGAAUCCUAGUGAUGGGCAGCCGAAUAUGCAGAUGCCCCCUGUCGACUACACCGAACUGGAAGCUGGGUUUCUGAAGAAGUUCCCUGCUGAGGUCACCUGCGAUUCGAGCUCGGUUUCUCAGAUUCCGUUUCAUAUGUUUGCUUACAGGCUCGCGGAGAGGGAGAAGAUGACGUCCUCUCUUGGUGUGAAGUUCAAGUCAAAUGAGGCAGGAAAUGAAGAGCCUCUUACCCCUGCAGCAGGUGAAGAUCCAAUUGUGUUGCCAGCUGCGGAUGAAUCCAAGAUCGUUCAAUCUGAUGCGAAGUCGGUUUGUAUUGGAAGUCCGGAGGAAAUGAUCACGUCGGAUGUGAGGUCAGUGAUAUCGGAGCCACCGAAGAAAGAAACAAUGCCUGCUGCUACUGCCGUGGCAAAGAAGCCAGCUAAUGUUAAAGUGAAGAAAGCUCCAGGUGUUAAAUCAAAAGUGAAAACUCCAGUGAGGUCAUCACCGGCGAGAUUGUCAGCAACGUGGAGUCCAACUGGCCGGAGUUUGAGGACGAAUGCUGCGAAAGACAGUCCAAAGAGAACAACAAUGAGUUCACAAAAUCCAGGGAAAGGGGUGUCAUGAACGAAGGUGAUGAAUGCGGGGAGGAACGAUCAAUGGUGCUACCUUUCUGGUUUAACCAUUUAUCCAUUCCUCUCCUGGGUUUUUGUUUCUCUAGGUAAAAUAUUGAAUGAAUCAAUCAAGUGUUGACAGAAAAGGAGAUAGAAACGGGUCAGUGAGUGUUACCUGAUUUUUCUUGUAGCAGUGUAAUUUGGAUUCUUCAGUAAUUCGAGCAGCCAACCCUGGACUUUGAAUCCUUGUAUGUUCAGGAUUUCAUUUCGAAUCACAUAGUUAAUAUGAAGGAGCCAAAAGGUAAAAAAGAGAGAAGUCUGACAGAGAUUCGUUCCAAAACUUGCUUCUCAUUCUUUUUCAGGAUAAGACCUGUCCAGUCAGCAGUGUACACUAUUAUGCUCUCUUUCUUUGAGACAUUUACAUAAACUAGAAAAACAAAGCAAACUAUCCACAUUCUUUUAGUUACAAACUCAAUACAGGGCUC